Molecule: messenger RNA, 2022 nt
Organism: Pleuronectes platessa (European plaice)
Lineage: Eukaryota; Metazoa; Chordata; Actinopteri; Pleuronectiformes; Pleuronectidae
Gene: pou6f2
Product: POU class 6 homeobox 2
Exons: 10
Coding region: 1-2022 (673 amino acids)
Biological process (GO): regulation of transcription by RNA polymerase II
Cellular component (GO): nucleus
Molecular function (GO): DNA-binding transcription factor activity, RNA polymerase II-specific; RNA polymerase II cis-regulatory region sequence-specific DNA binding
Source: RefSeq, a predicted model, not a curated record
AUGCCCAAUGAAUGCUCCCUCCAGGAUCCGAUGAUUACAGGGCAGCUGAGCAAGCCGCUGCUCUCCCUGCGCAGCAACAUGAGCGCGGCAGAACUCCGGGCGGAUGACAAAGCGGCCACCCCAGACAGCGAGCUGAACGACGAGCCCCUGCUCCUGCCCUCCGAGGCCACGGACAGAGAGGGCACUCCCAACAAGCUUUACGGAGCUCGUGACGGCUCGGUCCAUUCUGAUGCCAGCAGCAGUCCGUCAGAGCAGAGUCAGCUGGGCCAGUCUCAUCUAGGAUACCCAAUGGGUCCACAGUCUCUCCUGGUGGCACAGCAGCUGGCGAACGCAGUAGGGGGCGUGAUGUCUGGGGCAGCGCAGGGCAUGAACCAGCCCAUCCUCAUCCCCUUCAACGCAGGUGGACACCUGGGCGGGCAGCAGGGCCUGGUCCUCUCCCUGCCCACCGCCAACAUCCAGAGCCUGGUGGCUGCUGCUGCUGCAGGGGGCAUCAUGACGCUCCCGCUCCAGAACCUGCAAGCUACCUCAUCACUCAACUCCCAACUCCAGCACCUGCAGCAGCUCCAACAGAUGCAGCACCACCACCACCAGCAGCAACAGCAGCAGCAGCAGCAGCAGCAGCAGCAACACCAUCACCAACAGACCCACUCCCAUGCUCAGAAUCAACUGCCAUCCCAGCAUCACAUGACCAACCAGCAGCAGCAGACCUCGGUCCCGUCUCCGGGCUCCACCUGCUCCUCCACCUCUGGACAGCAGCAGCACUCUCCACCACACCGACCCAACCAGUCACCGGCACGCAGCCUCCCUUCUCCCGUCACCCCACCCAUGCCUUUGUCGCUGAAUCCUCUGGCCAGCCAGGCGGCGGUAGCAGCAGCGGCAGCAGCAGCCAUGGGUUCAAUCGCUGGUUCUCAGGUGUUUGGCAACGCCCUGUCAAACCUGCAGGGAGCCACCGGGCAGCUGGUCACCAACGCACAAGGACAGAUAAUUGGAACAAUCCCACUGAUGCCCAACUCUGCAGGGCCCUCCAGCCAAUCAGGGGGUGGCAACCCGGCACUGCAGGUACAGCCAAUUACACCUCAGCUUCUGACCAACGCUCAAGGCCAGAUCAUCGCCACAGUGAUCGGCAAUCAGAUUCUGCCUGUCAUCAACACCCAGGGAAUCACACUGUCACCAAUCAAGCCUGGACAGCAGCUGCCUCAGGCUCAGCAGAGUCAGACCGGCCCUUUAUCGUCUCAGCCCAACCUGCUCCACAUGCCCCACAGACAGAGUCCUCUCCACCAGGCCUCUUCCUCCUCCUCCACCUCCUCCUCUUCCUCGGCUCUCAGCGUGGGGCAGCUAGUCAGCAACCCACAGACCGCCCCCAGCGAGGUGGACGGGGUCAACCUGGAGGAGAUUCGUGAAUUCGCCAAAGCAUUCAAGAUCCGCCGGCUGUCGCUGGGCCUGACGCAGACCCAGGUGGGCCAGGCGCUCAGCGCCGCCGAGGGGCCGGCGUACAGUCAGUCCGCCAUCUGCAGACACACCAUCCUGAGAAGCCACUUUUUCCUACCACAGGAAGCCCAAGAGAACACUAUAGGUAGCAGUCUGACAGGCAAACUGAACCCUGGCCUUUUAUAUCCUGCCAGGUUUGAGAAGUUGGACAUCACCCCUAAAAGCGCCCAGAAGAUUAAGCCCGUUCUGGAGCGCUGGAUGGCCGAGGCUGAAGCCCGCCACAGAUCCGGCAUGCAGAACCUGACUGAGUUUAUCGGAAGCGAGCCUUCAAAAAAACGCAAGCGGAGGACCUCUUUCACCCCGCAGGCGCUCGAGAUCCUCAACAGCCACUUUGAGAAGAACACGCACCCCUCCGGACAGGAAAUGACGGAAAUAGCCGAGAAGCUGAACUAUGAUCGGGAGGUUGUGCGCGUCUGGUUCUGCAACAAGAGACAAGCGUUGAAAAACACAAUAAAGCGUUUGAAAUCGCCCGAACUCGGCGAGGCCGCACCAAUGGACCCGCUCACCGAUUCUCUAGAGGAGCUCCCGAAGUGA